Messenger RNA from Oncorhynchus tshawytscha (Chinook salmon), 1152 nucleotides. Its product is annotated as keratin, type I cytoskeletal 42-like. Gene Ontology annotation, molecular function: structural molecule activity. Lineage: Eukaryota; Metazoa; Chordata; Actinopteri; Salmoniformes; Salmonidae. The transcript is spliced from 6 exons. Bases 85 to 777 code for a protein of 230 amino acids. The record is from RefSeq and is a predicted model, not a curated record.
GAACUGUUCACCGGACGUGCUACCUGUCCAAGACCUGCUGCUUUCAACUCUCUAAAAACAGCAGGAGCGGUAGAGAUACUCUGAAUGAUCGGCUAUGAAAACCAACUGACAUUUACUCCUGAGGUGCGCUCUCUAGAGGCAGCCAAUAGCAAGUUGGAGUUGCAGAUCAAAGAGUUCUACGAGAUGAGAUCACCGACUCACAAGAAGGACCUCAGUGGGUUCUAUGCCACCAUCACAGACAUCCGCAACAAGAUCCAUGCCAGGUCUGUGGAGAACGCUCAGAUGAUCCUGCGGGUGGAUAAUGCCAGAGUUGCAGCUGAUGACUUCAAGAUGAAGUUAGCGACGGAGGCUAACAUGAGUAUGAAGAUGGAAGGGGAUGUGGCUCGUCUGAGAGGAGACCUGGACAGCUUUACGCUCACCAGAUCUGACCUGGAGAUGCAGAUUGAGGGGCUGAAGGAGGAGCUGGUCUACCUCAGGAGGAACCAUGAGGAGGAGAUGCAGUUGAUGCGGACACAGCAGUGUGGUGCUGUGAAUGUGGAUAUGGACUGUGCUUCCUCAGUGGACAUGAGCAAGGUGCUGGAGGAGAUGAGGACCCAGUCUGAGGGCAUGGUGACAAAGAACCAGAGAGAUGCUGCCAAGUGGUUCAAGAGCAAGGUAGAGGUGCUUCAGAGCCAGAUCACCACCAGCACCACAGAGGUGAAGACCUCUCAGUCUCAGGUGACCGACCUGAAGAGGACCUUCCAGAGCCUGGAGAUUGAACUGCAUGGCCUGCUAUGAUGUCAAACCAUCUUAGUGAAUCAGCAUCCCUAAACAUAUAGCAUUUCUCUUUACCCUAUCUCUGUUCCUAAAAUAUGGAAUUCCAUUAGGUUUUUAAAGGAACAUUACACUCCAAAAUCAAAGUUUGUUAGAUGUUUUCAGACCUCCACAGUGGUCUAAUGUGAAGGUGUUCUAACACCUUCAUGCACACCAGUCUAACUAUCUCUGCCCUUCAUCUCCCUCUUUAUACAUUUCUACUACCCUCUCCCUCCUUCCUUCUCCAUUUCCUUCAUCCCUUACAAACAUAAACACAUUCCUGUAGAAGGGGUACUUGGAGGAGAGCGCUGAUAUAUAAACGGCUCCCAGCUGAGCCAGCUGCAGGUUUGUAUCAACAGC